AUGGAAAAUUCUCUUAUAAGCCCUGAAGACAUUCACGAAAGCGCUGUUUCAUUUCUCGAAACCUUAAACGAAGUAGGCGGCUGGGAAAUAUAUGACGAAAAGGACGAUAUUUUCUCUAAAAGACGUCUAGACGACGAUGGAUAUUACAUAUAUAAUAGCCAUAUAAUAAUUGAAUCCAAGCCUGAAAUAGCACUUGAUAUAAUUUUAAACGAAGAAAGGCGAAAACUCUGGUUUGAGAUCCUAUUAAAAUCGUCAGUACUCAAAACAUGAGGCGAAAGCAUGAAGCUUAUUUAUAUGCAGCUUUCUUAUCCUUGGUUUUUGUCAAAUAGAGAAGUAAUUAUUUUACAAGGAGUAAGCAAAACAGAAGAUGGAUCAAUUUAUGUUGCAUGGAAAAGUGUAGACGCACCAGAUAAACCUGUGGAGAAUGGGCUUAUUAGGGCAAAUGUUGAUAUAGGAGGAUUUGCAAUAAAAAGCGUAGGAGAAAAUAAAAUUUUGGUUUCGUAUACAAUUAAGAUUAAUUCUCAAGGAUUGGUGCCUAUUUCACUGAGCAAUUACUUAAGCAGACACAAUGCAGAGGUUAUUGCGAAAAUUAAAGAUUUGAUAAACCAGCAUUAUCUUGCAUAG
Molecule: messenger RNA, 624 nt
Organism: Blepharisma stoltei
Lineage: Eukaryota; Ciliophora; Heterotrichea; Heterotrichida; Blepharismidae
Source: the annotation of a GenBank genome assembly